CAAUGAGUGAGAUUUGUUCGACUCCCCUUGUAAAAACGAUGGCAUCUGCUUCGACGGCAUCAACAGCUACUCGUGCAACUGCGCCGGUGACUGGAUGGGCAAAAACUGUAGCGAGACCUACAACGCCAGCUCAUUCCUGCCUUGCAAGAAUGGAGGGAGCUGCACGACCCUGCCACUCAGUCACAGCUAUUCCUGUGCUUGUCCAAGGGGAUUCACUGGCAGCAACUGCGAAGUUGAUAUUGAUGACUGCAAAAUUGACAGUUGCCC
Molecule: messenger RNA, 267 nt
Organism: Lymnaea stagnalis (great pond snail)
Lineage: Eukaryota; Metazoa; Mollusca; Gastropoda; Lymnaeidae
Source: the annotation of a GenBank genome assembly